This is a messenger RNA of Lethenteron reissneri (Far Eastern brook lamprey), 3955 nucleotides long. Its product is annotated as equilibrative nucleoside transporter 1-like. Gene Ontology annotation, molecular function: nucleoside transmembrane transporter activity. The record is from RefSeq and is a predicted model, not a curated record. Gene Ontology annotation, biological process: uridine transmembrane transport. Lineage: Eukaryota; Metazoa; Chordata; Hyperoartia; Petromyzontiformes; Petromyzontidae. Gene Ontology annotation, cellular component: plasma membrane.
CACGACACGUACACAGCAUCACACACAUUAUAUACAUUGACAGUUUCGCACAGCCUCACAGGAUCACACACACAGUCUCAAACACACGCAGUUCAAACGCACACACACAGUCUCAAACACACACACACGCAGUCUCACACACAUACACGCAGUCUCACACACAGUCUCGAACACACACACGCAGUCUCAAACACACGCGAGGCGCGUCACCCCGGACCUUCCGAACCCCGAGAGCUGGGACCCAACAUCCCGACUCUUCACCUGCAGCAGCAGCAGCCCCUGCGUCUCGCCCCAAGAGUCACCACGGCGGUGAUCGGAACCGGCAAGGUGGCCCCGGCGGAGACGGAAGGUGGGGGCACGGCGGGGCGCGAUGGCCCGCGGGACAGGUUUAAAGCGGUGUGGAUCAUCUUCUUCCUCCUGGGUUUGGGCACGCUCCUUCCCUGGAACUUCUUCAUCACAGCCGAGGAGUAUUUCAAGAGUCGUCUGGCCCAGCGACACGUGAGUUCGAACGCCUCGGGACAGCCGGGGGUCCAGGGGAACGCGAGCGAGGUGGGGGGGCACCACCCCGCGGACAGCUCCCUGGAGCGCAACUUCAACAGCGUCCUCACGCUGUGCUCCAUGCUGCCCAUGCUGAUCUUCACGUGCCUCAACUCCGUGCUCCACCGGCGGAUCUCCGAGUGCGUGCGCAUGCUGGGCAGCCUGGUGGCCAUCCUCAUCUUCUUCGUGCUCACCGCGGCGCUGGUGCACGUGCACGUGCUCAGCCACCAGCCCUCAACCUUCUUCGCCAUCACCAUGGUGACCGCAUUCCUCAUCAACUCUUUCGUUGCGGUGCUGCAAGGCAGCAUCUUCGGCCUGGUGGGGCUGCUGCCACUGAACUACGCGGUACCUGUCAUGAGCGGCCAGGGCAUGGCCGGGAUCUUCGCCGCCCUGGCGAUGAUCUUCUCUCUGUUGCAAGGGAACGACCACAGCCACAGCGCCUUUGGCUACUUCAUCACGGCGUGCGUCACCAUCUUCAUCACCAUCAUCGCCUACCUCGCCAUGUCCAAACUCAAGUUUGCAACGUUUUACUUUUCGAAGAGGGGUCGAGGCCACGAGGCGGAGGAGCCAGAAGGGUACAGCGUACCUGAGGGUAAUAAGCGGCCGGACGGGGAGGGCCCCGAGUUGGAGUUGGAUGCAAAACCCGAACCCAAGAUCAUGGAACCAGACUCUGUGCUCUCAAUCUUAAAACAGAUCUGGAUUCCGGCGCUGUGCGUGUGCCUCACCUUCACCAUCACGCUCGGCGUGUACCCCGCCAUCACCGCCGACGUCGUCAGCACCAGCGCCACCCCAGGGAGCCGAUGGGAAAUCCUCUUCAUCCCCAUCUCGUGCUUCCUGCUCUUCAACCUCCUCGACUGGGCGGGACGAAGCUUCGCUGGAGUGGUGACGUUUCCAAGCAUCGGGAGCCUGUGGCUGCUGCUGCUGCUCGUGUGCACGCGCGCCGCCUUUGUGCCGCUCUUCAUGAUGUGCAACGCCCACCCUCGCGGCGCCGCCGCGCUGCCGGUGCUCUUCCCGCACGACGCCGUCUUCAUCGUCCUCAUACUCCUCUUCGCCUUCAGCAACGGAUACCUCGCCACGGUCGCCAUGUGCUACGGGCCCAAGAAGGUGUCUAGCCACAAUGCCGAGACGGCCGGUGCCAUCAUGGCCUUCUUCCUGUCGCUCGGCCUGUCGCUUGGCGCUUCCAUCUCCUUCCUCUUCCGCUCCCUCGUCUGACCGCCGCUGUCAUGGGCAUCGUCGGGCGGUGGAGUCGGGCGGAGCACGGCGGUGGACGCGUGCUCCUCAAUUGGGCUCACGAACCCGUCUGUGCAGACCUCCCAAGUGUUAUCGCCCUCCGGGGGGGCCUUGGGGCCUCGGUGAGGCUCCACUGGAUGAAUAUCGAUACGGUCGUCACCGUCCUCGCUCUGCUCGUCAUCAUCAAUUUGUUGUCAUCAUCAUUAAUCAGUCAUCAUCAACAGCGUUGUCAUCAAUCAGUCGGAGCUAAGUGCGAGUUCAUUAAGUGCCAUCACCUCGUCGUCAGUCGUCGCUGCGACCUUUGCCGCCGCACGGCUAUGGCAGUGUCGGGGCUGGAGGGUCGCGUGGUUGAGUGUCUGGAGGGUCACGUGGUUGAGUGGCUGGAGGGGCACGUGGUUGAGUGGCUGGAGGGUCACGUGGUUGAGUGGCUGGAGGGUCACGUGGUUGAGUGGCUGGAGGGACGCGUGGUUGAGUGGCUGGAGGGUCACGUGGUUGAGUGGCUGGAGGGACACGUGGUUGAGUGGCUGGAGGAUCACGUGGUUGAGUGGAUGGAGGGUCACGUGGUUGAACUGGCGCAGCAGCAGGCCCGGGGGAGACCUCCUCGCUGCCCUGUGGAGGCCGUCGUGCUCGCCGGGGCCCUGCUUGUAUCAGUCUCAGAUCAGCUUCGUCAUGAACACGCGGCCUCGCUUAGUUCAUCCAUCGCUCCCCAGGGUACCGUGCCGAGCGGUCCCGUGGAGCGGCGCUCUCCGUACACGCGGGGGGUGACGCGGUCAAGUCGGGAGUGGUGCCGACAAUCACCGCAGCUGCUCUGCCUGUGUGCGCGUGCGCGUGGUGGUGCUGUGAGGUGAAUCGACGUCCCAACCCGACAUCAAACACCACGUUUCCGCCACAGCAAUAAUCGCCGAUUGACUGCCGCCGCGGUCUGGCCCGGAUCGGUCGAUCGGGUGGCCACCGGUGCUCGUGUGGCCCAGGAUUGUUCUCGAGUUGGGGAGGCUGCCGCCGCUGCCGCUGUCAUGGAAAACCCGGACUCCGUCUUCCCCGCGACAUUAAACGUCCCUGUUUUAGUUGCGUUCAGAAUAAGAACCGGAAUGCAGUGUUCAACCCCCAGGCUCUCCCCGAUUUCGAUCUUGUGGGAUAUUUCUCUUCCCAUGACGUGUGCUCCGUUUCUGUUGUUGUUAUAACCUCGGAGGCAGCAAACCAAGUAGCCUGGGUGACACAGAAUUUGUUUUAUUAUUAUUUCGGCCGACCACGUCCAGUAUAGCUUCGCUCGGUAUGAGCCGUGGUGAGUGCUGGUGGCGUGCCACCGACACCGCCGGUGGACUCCGAGCGACCGGGGAAGGAUUGAGUAAGAAACUCUGCCCCUGGACGUGAUUGUGUUCGGAGGCGGCACUGCAAGACGAAGCUCAUAAGGUAAUUUUCCGUUCUUGAGAAACAAAACAACAACAAUGUUAAUUCCCUAAUUAUGGCGCUCAAACCACGUGAACAAAGGUCUCGAGGCGCCGAACGGGCGGCUCGUUUGAAUGGGAGACUUCAAACAGGAAUCUAUUCAAACAGUUCGUGUCGCUUCAUCGUUCUGCCUCCCACCUCCCCCCCGAAGCGGAAUAGAUUUAUCCGCAGCGGUCUCUGGUGGCGUUGCGUGUGCCGCUCUUCGUUUAUUGCUCCAACUUUCUGACGCGUACCCUUACUGGAGAUACUGUGACAAAAAAAGAGCUUCACAGCUCAUCGGAUUUCUCCAGAUUCUGUUUCCGAGCCAACGUCGACCGCGGUGGGUCGGGCCUGCGGUUGGGCCACGGGGUCGGUCGCGCGCCCGGAGCUUUGUGACCUUCAACUCUAAACGAGGCGGGCUCAUCCCGCGUGCGAGUUGUGCGCACGCGCGCGUUCCAUUCCACCCGUCACUCUCGAUUUGUCCCAUUAAGUACAAAGUUAAACGCGUUAAGGCGGCGGCGGUGCCGAUUCGAAUGGACGCGCGAGCCCCCCCCCCCCAACCCCGAGCCCACCCCCGACUCUCUCACGAUACGACUCUCCAACGAGUGGACUUUCUUAAGAACCGACUCUGUAACGAAGCGACUCUCUAACGAACCGACCCACUGCCAUUGCGAUGUUUCUGCCACUGCCGACCCGGCCUGGGCUGGGCUCCACACCUCGUCGGGUCGUCGUUCUGUUCUUGCUGCGUAAAUGAAAUAAAGUC